AUGACUAGAAAUCAUGUGGGCUUUGCCCGCGCAGGUUCGAAUCCUGCCGCUCACGAUUUUUGAAUUAUUUUUAUCACUGUAUUGGUCAGAGCGCGCGCGAAUAUAUUGAACGAUCUACAACCGGAAAAGGUUUCCGAUUGUCAGGCAGGUUCUGCCGGUAUAUAUUGACCAAGUCACAAACAUAGCUGGAGUUCCAGAAACUUCCAAAAUUAGCGUGGAACAUCAAAGCACUCCAUAUUUAGCACAUCUCCACAGUGCCCCGUGUGGUUAAUCCACAAAAUAUGAGCUAACAAAUAGCAAGGUAGUUUUGGAUUAACACAAACCAUCCACAAUGACAUUUAAUUUGUAAAGCCCAUUUUCUACCUCUAGUCGUCUAAACCCCGAUUGGUAGCUGUUGGUGUUGGUGGCGGUGGCCGUGGUGGCCGUUGGUGGUGAUGGGGAGUGAGACCACUGCACGAUCAAGGAAAGUAAUGGUGGUGGCAGACCCAAGCCGCGAAUCAGCAGGUGCGCUUCAAUAUGCACUUUCCCAUGUAGUUGUUGAGAAUGAUGAGCUCAUACUUCUCCAUGUCGAAAGUUCAUAUUCUUGGUGGAACACAUUUUCGUUCAGAAAGAUAUAUAGUCUAACGCCAGGUCCCAUGCCCAACUCAUCUGAAGGAGGCGGUGGAGUUGGGGAAGGUGACUUUCUUGAAGCAAUGCGGCAGGUGUGCCGGAUUGCCCAGCCAAAAAUCCCUGUUCACUUAGAAAGGACUCAAUUAAUGGAGGAGACCAAGGACAAGGCGAAUACUAUCCUUAACAAAAGCAACCUGUUAAGGGUCGAUCUUCUUAUUAUUGGCCAGAGACGAGGUUUCUCUACUGCAAUAUUAGGCACGAGCAGGUAUAAACUGUCAGGAGGGUCGGGUACAAAGGGGUUAGAUACAGCGGAGUAUUUGAUUGAGAACAGCAAGUGCAGUUGUGUUGCAGUGCAGAAAAGAGGACAGAAUGCAGGUUAUGUGCUAAAUACAAAAACCCACAAAAACUUCUGGCUCCUAGCAUGAUCAUUUUUGGUCAAUCUCACAAAAUUACUUGAAAAUCCUGCAAGCUUCAUAGAGAUGAUCACUUCCGAGGUCAGCUUCCUCUAUAGUGAUGGCAAUUGAUUCAAGAAGAAAUGCAUCGGCCAAUCAAGUGACUCCAGACCCAUUGCUCCCCCUAAGCCUCGCUUGUUUAUGACACAUACAAAUCAAUUUCAGAACUUGAGAUUGUUAAUACUUUCAUUGCCAGAUUGAGUAAAACUUUUUAUUCAA
This is a messenger RNA of Populus nigra (black poplar), 1280 nucleotides long. RefSeq lists its product as uncharacterized. The coding region runs from base 435 to 1034 and encodes 199 amino acids. The record is from RefSeq and is a predicted model, not a curated record. NCBI's taxonomy places the organism in Eukaryota, Viridiplantae, Streptophyta, Magnoliopsida, Malpighiales, Salicaceae. The transcript is spliced from 2 exons.